This is a messenger RNA of Ornithodoros turicata, 926 nucleotides long. RefSeq names its product tyrosine-protein kinase receptor torso-like. Lineage: Eukaryota; Metazoa; Arthropoda; Arachnida; Ixodida; Argasidae. Gene Ontology annotation, molecular function: ATP binding; transmembrane receptor protein tyrosine kinase activity. The coding region runs from base 154 to 834 and encodes 226 amino acids. Gene Ontology annotation, cellular component: signaling receptor complex; plasma membrane. The transcript is spliced from 6 exons. The record is from RefSeq and is a predicted model, not a curated record. Gene Ontology annotation, biological process: multicellular organism development; positive regulation of kinase activity; cell surface receptor protein tyrosine kinase signaling pathway.
CACGACGCUUUUACUCGGUAAUUGAUAACGAGAGGAAACGGCCACCGCGAAAAAUGAAAUGCUGGGCCAGCCACGGGGCGUCAACGCUAGUUUUCUGGUUUCGGCUGGACAGUUGUGUGUAGAGCCGUUUAAAGAGCGGCAAUUCCUCGAUAAAUGUGCGCGAUUAAAUGGCCCACAAAAGUGGCAUGUGCGAAGCCCUCACAUUGGCCUCCUCAGGGCUCAGGAUCCAACCGUAGUUUAUCGAGCGAAGGACCAUCCUCAGAUGCAGAUUCCGGAUAUGCUUUCAGUACAAGCCCGUCUCCAACGCAUCUUCUCUCUUUACUACGACAAGUUGCGCAAGGAAUGGAUUUCCUGGCGUCGAAGCGUGUCGUCCACCGUGACUUGGCAGCACGAAAUAUCCUCCUCUACGACGAACACCGCGUCAAAAUCACCGACUUCGGUCUGUCUAGGGACAUCUACGUCGAAGGACAUUACCGAAAGGAAAGCAGAGGUCCACUCCCCGUCCGCUGGAUGGCGCUCGAAUCGCUCGCACAUUUCGUCUACACCAGCAUGAGUGACGUGUGGUCGUUCGGUGUACUCAUGUGGGAAACAAUGAGCUUCGGUGACGUCCCUUAUCCUGGAAUUGACAACCAUGAGCUUCUACAAUUUUUGAGGAAACCCUCCGACAACCGGUUAUUGAAGCCAGAGAACUGCAGUCAACAAGUGUACGACGUCAUGCGUUCGUGUUGGCAGGAAAAACCAACACAGAGACCGACUUUCACGCAGCUGGUUCACAAUUUAGACGCCAUCUUGGAAAACAGUCGCCAAUAUUUCUGCUUCGACGACCACCUAUGAUGACGGCAAUGACUGGUCGCCGAAAAGAUGGACGUGACAUUUUAUUUAUUACAAGACGCGGGACAAUACAAGUGUUUUCCUCUGUCCCUUCU